Messenger RNA from Ceratitis capitata (Mediterranean fruit fly), 1162 nucleotides. Its product is annotated as gastrula zinc finger protein XlCGF7.1. The record is from RefSeq and is a predicted model, not a curated record. Lineage: Eukaryota; Metazoa; Arthropoda; Insecta; Diptera; Tephritidae. Gene Ontology annotation, cellular component: nucleus. The transcript is spliced from 2 exons. The coding region runs from base 146 to 1105 and encodes 319 amino acids.
AGGAAUCAUUCACAAUAAAACUAUUUAUCGACUAUUAAGGUAUAUUGCACAUAUCUAAGAAAGCAACGAGCUACAGUAUAAAAUAAACAAAUUUUUGUCUGCUGAAAUUUUUUCCUUGAGACAAAAUUAAAACUAUAAGAUUGGAAUGACUGACACCAUAGUUCAAAAAUUUCACUGUGGUGAAAUAUUUGUAACCGACAAUUUGUGUAUGAUACUUGAGUGCAAAACAUGCAAGGAGCAGUUUGGAGUUUAUUCAAAAUUCCUGGAUCAUAUAUUUCAAAAUCAUUAUGAUAAUUGGACGAGACCUAAAAGCUGCAUGCCUACUCUCGAAAGAAGUACCAUAAUUAAGAAGAUUGAACCGACUGAUAAUCGGGACUUGAGUGAUGAUGAAAAUUUAGUGACAGAACAACUGGAACCAAUAGAAGACAUGAUCAUGGAAGAUGACUUCACGGAAGGAACAUCUGUACAAAAAUCAACAGCAGAAGGAAAUCUAGAAGGCCAGCGGCUAUCUAUUAAGAAUGCACAAAGCGCUGCAAAGAGAAAAUAUAAAUGUAAAAUAUGCGGCUUUUCCGUAACUGGUCAACAUAAUUUACGUGGUCAUAUUCAAAGACACAGUAAUAUAAAGCCAUUCACUUGUUUAACAUGUAACAAAGGUUUUUACACGAGCACAGAACUGAAUAUCCAUACUAGACGUCAUUUAGGCGAUAAGCCGUAUGUUUGUUCUUUUUGUGGGAAAGAUUUCGUUUCCGCAGGAACGCUAACUACUCAUGAAAAGAAACACUUGGGUAUACGAAAACAUAAAUGUGAUCAAUGUGAGAAGAGCUUUUUCACUCCAUUUCAGCUUAGAAAUCAUAUUGUGGUGCAUACGCAAGAACGCAACUAUUCUUGCGAGCAGUGUCAAGCGAAAUUUUCGCGCAAGAGAACUUUACUGACUCACAUGAAAUUACAUGAAAACGCUCUAGAGUACGAAUGCAUUAUAUGUCAUAUGCGUUUCAAUCAGAGACCUACACUACUAUGGCAUGUGAAAAGUAAGCAUAACGUAUUGCGUGAGGGAAGUGAAGGAAUGGACCCAUCACAGUCGAAGGCUGCGAACAACAUUAAUUGAAAAAUUGUAAAAAUUAUAAAUAAUUAAAUAAAUGUUGAUAUUUAGUAUAUGAAUGUA